Molecule: messenger RNA, 1015 nt
Organism: Nerophis ophidion (straightnose pipefish)
Lineage: Eukaryota; Metazoa; Chordata; Actinopteri; Syngnathiformes; Syngnathidae
Exons: 2
Coding region: 59-805 (248 amino acids)
Source: RefSeq, a predicted model, not a curated record
UACAUUCUGAUUAAGAGUCUUCUUUGUGUGGUCCAGUUUCUCGUGGGCCACGUCCCGCAUGGACCGCAACAUGAUCACCGUGAUGACGGGCCAGGUGGUGGAGUUCUUCGACCAUGACUUCCGCGAGCUCUACGCCAUCUCGGAGAAGCUGGACCUCUUCAAGGAGUUCCACGUGAGCCCGCCGGCCAGCAGGCUCGCCACAGUCCGCUCCAAAGCGGGCCCCAAGCGGCCGCCGCUGGCCGCCGCCACCACCUCCCGCUUCCAGGUCAGCUUGGGCGAAACCCGCAACGCCAACAUCCAGGUGCCGGCCCACAAGUACUACAACCCCAAGUACUCCCUCCUGUACCCCGACGCCCCGCCGCCCGCCAGGUCUCUGCAGGGGCCCCCCAAGGGCCUGGACCUGCUGCUGAUUCCGGGAACGCCGCAAGUCACCACCAGCGAGAAGCUGGACCACCUCAGCCCGCUGCCCUCGGAGCCCGUGGAGUUCAAGAAGCCCAACGGCGUCCCGCCGGAGAAAAAGAAACUGUCGCUGAAGCACAAGUUCUCCAAAAAACUGUCGUCCAGCAAGCUGUCCAUCAACAGCACCGCCAGCAAGGCGGGCCCCGCCCCCGCGGUCUCCAACGGUCAGCUGGAGGGCGACGACAGCUUCGAGGUGACGGUCAGGUCGCCUCCAAAGUUGAAGCUGCUCAAGAGGCCGUCCGCCCUGGGACCCAGGGCCGACUCCACGCAGACCGUGGACACCACGCAGGACGCCAUGAGUGUGAAGAGUCACCGCAAGAACAAACAAGUGUGUAAAAUGUCCUGAGAUCACCUUAUGGUGAAACAAACAUUUUUAUUUUUAUUUUUUUUUGUCGUCCUUCCUCAUUGUUUACAAGCACUAAACUCACUUUUGUUGAAGAGACUUGCCGCAGUGCCUCACAGGAAGUAGUGCGGAGUGACCUUUCACAAUAAAACACCACUGUGACAAUAACAAAAGUGCCUUCUGCGUUCAGGAAAAUUAAAACUAUUUCUGGUG